AUGGGUGGUCACGGAGCUAUUAAAGGAGAAGCAUGGUCGCCAUCGGGCGGCUGGUUCUUCACACCUAAAAACUGGAAGCCCAACACGAUGGUUGUCCUUGGCGGUCUUGCCGCCGUGGGCCUUGCUACCUACGUUGUCGGCAACAAGCUGCAGUACGUCGCCAACCAGCAGGAACCCGACUCCACCAUUGAACGAUGGAAUCUUGCUGCUCGCAAGGGCCGCCAGCAGAGUGCCACUACUGCAGCCUCGAACUAG
Messenger RNA from Wickerhamiella sorbophila, 255 nucleotides. RefSeq lists its product as hypothetical. The transcript has a single exon. Bases 1 to 255 code for a protein of 84 amino acids. Lineage: Eukaryota; Fungi; Ascomycota; Dipodascomycetes; Dipodascales; Trichomonascaceae. The record is from RefSeq and is a predicted model, not a curated record.